Messenger RNA from Acaulospora colombiana, 477 nucleotides. The record is from the annotation of a GenBank genome assembly. Lineage: Eukaryota; Fungi; Glomeromycota; Glomeromycetes; Diversisporales; Acaulosporaceae.
AUGCUAAGGGUCCAACAAGGUCACGAUUCUACCGUCACCAUCGUUUAUCCGGCCGCACCAGCUGUCAUUACCCUGAAAACGACGACCCUUCCUUAUGUAACUCUUACUUGGACAACCGAGGAUGCCCUGAUUGCAGCUGGUCACGACUGUCAACCCGUCCUCUAUUCUGGGACAGCCUCCGGGUGGAAAGCCAUAGGGUCCCUGGAUGACGCCAAUGGCCCUCGUUCGUCCAUUGCCUCUGGUGUAUCCACACCUAGUACACCUGGUCGACUCGGGAGCGGUGGUGGACCACCAGUCGGACGACUCAAUAAUGCUGCCUUCAAGCGCUUCAACGAGGCAGACUCUAAAGGGAUGAGUAGUCCUAUCCCUGGUACCCCCUCCAGUCCUGGUGGAGGGUUUUUCGGAGCUGGAUCGAUCUCUGGUGGUGAAUUGAUGACCCUUUCAUCAGAACACAAUUACCAGUGUUCGGCCCUAUGA